AUGUUCUCAGGAGGAUCCCGAGGGGACGUUUCUGUGAAGUCAGAGCCUUGCGAUCAGGGCUACGAGUCUGACAGGCAGCAGUGGCAGCAGGCCGUAAAGAUGUGGGGCAUAUCCAUCCAGAAAGUGGAGAACGUCACAGCAGAUCACCCGACCGUCAUUCCAAUGGGGGAGGAGAGCCACAUGUGCCGCAAAUGUGGGCAGACAUUUGAACACCAGUCGGGACUUAUCGUACACCAAAUGAUACAUACGGCAGAGAGGCCCUACGAGUGUCUCGAGUGCGGGAAGAGCUUCUGCCAGAGGGAGAACCUGCUUGCACACCAGAGAAUCCACUUGGGAGUGAGGCCUUACGAAUGCCUCCAGUGCGGGAAACACUUCAGCACUAGGUCCCACCUCAUUACCCACCAGAGAAUCCACACAGGUGAAAAGCCCUACGGCUGCCUCCACUGUGCGAAAAGCUUCAGCAACAAGUCAUCUCUCGUCACCCACCAGAGGAUCCAUACGGGAGAGAAGCCCUACGAAUGCCCUGAAUGUGGGAAAAGCUUUUGCCAGAGUGGCCAACUGAUCAGGCACCAAAGAAUCCACACGGGGGAGAAGCCCUAUGCCUGCCCACAGUGCGGGAAAAGUUUCUGCCAGAGGGGACAGCUGAUCAGGCACCAGAGGAUGCACACAGGGGAGAAACCUUACGAAUGCCUCCAGUGCGGGAAGAACUUCAGCCGGAAAUCAUACCUUGACAUCCAUCUCCGCAUGCACACCGGGGAGAAGCCAUACGGGUGCCUGGAGUGUGGGAAGAAUUUCUGCCAGAGUGCCCAGUUGAUCCGGCAUCAAAGAAUCCACACAGGGGAAAAGCCUUUUCAGUGCUCUGAGUGCGGGAAAAGCUUCUUCCAGAAGGAAAAGUUGGUAAGACAUCAGAGGACCCAUGUGGAAGCUAAACCAUAUGAGUGCUCUGUGUGUCAGAAAACCUUUGUGCGGCAAGAUAAACUCUUUAAUCACCAGAAAACUCAUACAGGGCUCGAAAUGUUAUGA
Messenger RNA from Euleptes europaea (tarantolino), 1023 nucleotides. RefSeq names its product zinc finger protein 239-like. The transcript has a single exon. The record is from RefSeq and is a predicted model, not a curated record. NCBI's taxonomy places the organism in Eukaryota, Metazoa, Chordata, Lepidosauria, Squamata, Sphaerodactylidae. The coding region runs from base 1 to 1023 and encodes 340 amino acids. Gene Ontology annotation, molecular function: RNA polymerase II cis-regulatory region sequence-specific DNA binding; DNA-binding transcription factor activity, RNA polymerase II-specific. Gene Ontology annotation, biological process: regulation of transcription by RNA polymerase II.